Messenger RNA from Urocitellus parryii (Arctic ground squirrel), 6472 nucleotides. It is a transcript of the gene Sned1, whose product is annotated as sushi, nidogen and EGF like domains 1. Gene Ontology annotation, molecular function: Notch binding; calcium ion binding. Gene Ontology annotation, biological process: Notch signaling pathway; cell-matrix adhesion. The record is from RefSeq and is a predicted model, not a curated record. Lineage: Eukaryota; Metazoa; Chordata; Mammalia; Rodentia; Sciuridae.
UUCUCCGCGGAGCGGGCGCGGGCUGCGGAGCCCACCGACAGCGCGGCUGGCCAGUCCCUGCGCGGCCACCUGCCCGAGGACCGCGCGUCCCGCUCGCAGACCUGGCGAUGCGGAGCGGCGCCGCCUGGGCGCUGCUGCUGGCUGCGGCGCUGGGGCUCUGGACGCACGGGGUGCGCGGCGCCGUGGCCCUCGCCGACUUCUACCCGUUCGGCGCCGAGCGCGGCGACGCCGUCACCCCAAAGCAGGACGACGGCGGCUCGGGGCUGCGGCCGCUGUCGGUGCCCUUCCCGUUCUUCGGCGCCGAGCACUCCGGCCUCUACGUGAACAACAACGGCAUCAUCUCCUUCCUCAAGGAGGUCUCCCAGUUCACCCCCGUGGCCUUCCCGAUCGCCAAGGACCGCUGCGUGGUGGCCGCCUUCUGGGCAGAUGUGGACAACAGGCGUGCAGGUGACGUCUACUACCGGGAGGCCACGGACCCAGCCACGCUGCACAGAGCCACGGAGGACAUCAGGCGCUACUUCCCCGAGCUCCCGGACUUCUCUGCCACCUGGGUCUUUGUCGCCACAUGGUACCGAGUGACCUUCUUUGGAGGCAGCUCUUCUUCUCCUGUCAAUACAUUCCAGACGGUGCUGGUCACCAACGGCAAGUCCUCCUUCACCAUCUUCAACUACGAGUCCAUCUCAUGGACCACAGGCACUCAUGCCAGCAGUGGGGGCAACUCUGCUGGCCUGGGGGGCAUCGCAGCCCAGGCAGGCUUCAAUGCGGGCGAUGGGCGGCGCUACUUCAACAUCCCUGGCUCGCGCACCGCAGACAUGGCAGAGGUGGAGACCACCACCAACGUGGGUGUGCCCGGGCGCUGGGCGUUCAGAAUCGAUGAUGCCCAGGUGCGCGUGGGGGGCUGCGGCCAUACAACCUCUGUGUGCCUGGCCCUGCGCCCGUGCCUCAACGGCGGCAAGUGCAUCGAUGACUGUGUCACCGGCAACCCCUCGUACACGUGCUCCUGCCUCGCAGGCUUCACAGGGCGGAGGUGCCACCUGGAUGUGAACGAGUGUGCUUCACACCCGUGUCAGAAUGGCGGGACCUGCACCAAUGGUGUCAACAGCUUCAGUUGUGAAUGCCCAGCUGGCUUCAGGGGACCCACCUGUGAGUCGGCCCUAUCCCCAUGUGACAGCACAGAGUGUCAAAAUGGCGGCCAGUGCCAGGCGGAGAGUGGUUCUGCCRUGUGUGUGUGCCAGGCCGGGUACACGGGGGCCACCUGCGAGACGGAUGUGGACGAGUGUGGCUCAGACCCCUGCCUAAACGGAGGGUCGUGUGUCGACCUGGUGGGGAACUACACCUGCGUGUGUGUGGAGCCCUUCGAGGGACCUCGCUGCGAGACAGGAAGCCACUCAGUGCCUGAUGCCUGCCUCUCUGCCCCCUGCCAGAACGGGGGCACCUGUGUGGAUGCGGACCAGGGCUACGUGUGCGAGUGCCCGGAAGGCUUCAUGGGCCUGGACUGCACGGAGAGAAUCCCCAGUGACUGUGAGUGCCGCAACGGAGGCAGGUGCCUGGGUACCAACACGACCUUCUGCCAGUGCCCCCCAGGGUUCUUUGGACUCCUGUGUGAAUUUGAAGUCACAGCCACACCCUGCAACAUGAACACCCAGUGCCCAGACGGAGGCUACUGCAUGGAGUACGGUGGGAGCUACCUGUGUGUCUGCCACACGGGCCACAAUGUCACCCACGCCCUGCCAUCGCCCUGCGACUCAGACCCUUGCUUCAAUGGAGGUUCCUGUGACUCCCACGACGACUCCUACACGUGCGAGUGCCCGCGCGGAUUCCACGGCCGGCACUGCGAGAAAGCCCGGCCACACCUGUGCAGCUCAGGGCCCUGUCGGAAUGGGGGCACGUGCAAGGAGUCAGGUGGCGAAUACCACUGCAGCUGCCCCUACCGCUUCACCGGGAGGCACUGUGAGAUCGGGAAACCCGACUCCUGCGCCUCCGGCCCCUGUCACAACGGUGGUACCUGCUUCCACUACAUUGGCAAAUACAAGUGUGACUGUCCCCCAGGCUUCUCUGGGCGGCACUGUGAGAUAGCCCCCUCCCCCUGCUUCCGGAGCCCAUGUCUAAAUGGGGGCACCUGUGAGGAUCUAGGCACGGAUUUCUYCUGUCGCUGCCAAGCAGGGUACACAGGACACCGGUGCCAGGCAGAGGUGGACUGUGGCCRCCCAGAAGAGGUGAAGCAUGCCACCAUGCGCUUCAAUGGGACUCGCCCGGGCUCGGUGGCUUUGUACACAUGCGACCAUGGCUACAGCCUGAGUGCCCCCGGCCACACCAGCAUCUGCUUGCCACAAGGUGUCUGGAGUCAGCUCCCCCAGUGCUUAGAAGUGGACGAGUGUCGGUCUCAGCCGUGCCUGCAUGGGGGCUCCUGCCAGGACCACGCGGCCGGGUACCUGUGCCUCUGCAGCAGAGGCUAUGAGGGAGCCCACUGUGAACUGGAGGUGGAUGCCUGUGACUCCAGCCCCUGCCAGCACGGAGGGAGGUGUGAGAACGGCGGUGGGGCCUACCUGUGCGUCUGCCCCGAGGGCUUCUUCGGUUACCACUGUGAGACAGUGAGUGACCCCUGCUUCUCUAGCCCCUGUGGGGGCCGCGGCUACUGCUUGGCCAUCAAUGGGUCCCACAGCUGCACCUGCAAAGUGGGUUUCACAGGCAAGGACUGUGCCAAAGAGCUCCUUCCACCGACGGCCCUCAGGGUGGAGAGAGUGGAGGAGAGUGGGGUCUCCAUCUCCUGGAGCCCACCUGAGGGCCCUGCCACCAGGCAGGUGCUCGAUGGCUAUGCGGUCACUUACGUCUCCUCCGACGGCUCCUACCGCCGCACGGACUUUGUGGACAGGAGCCGCUCCUCACACCAGCUGAGGGCUCUGGCGGCAGGCCGGGCCUACAACAUCUCCGUCUUCUCCGUCAAGCGCAACACCAACAACAAGAACGACAUCAGCAGGCCUGCAGCCCUGCUCACCCGCACACGCCCCCGCCCYAUUGAGGACAUAGAGGUCACCAACGUGUCAGCUGAUGCCAUCUCAGUGCGGUGGGCUCUGCACAGGAUCCAUCAUGCCACCGUCAGUGGAAUUCGGGUGUCCAUUCUCCACCCUGAAGCCACCGAGGCCCAAUCCACCGAGGUGGACAAGAGCGUGGACCGACUCACGUUUGGGGCCCUGCUGCCAGGAAGGAGAUACACCGUGUGGGUGGCCACCCUCAGUGGGCCUGGGGGAGCAGAGCAGCCUACAGAGAGCCUGGCCUCAGGGCCACUGCACGUGUGGACACGUCCCCUGCYUCCAGCAAACCUCACCGCUUCCCGAGUCACAGCCACCUCUGCCCAUGUACUCUGGGACAMCCCCACUCCAGGCACAUCGCUGGAGGCAUAUGUCAUCAACGUGACCACAGGCCAGAGCACCAAGAGCCGCUACGUCCCCAACGGGAAGCUGGUGUCCUACACCGUUCGGGAUCUGCUGCCAGGGCGGCGGUACCAGCUCUCGGUGACGGCCGUGCAGAGCAGCGAGCAGGGCCAGCUGCACAGCGAGCCCGCACACCUCUACAUCAUCACGUCCCCCAGAGAUGGCAAUGACAGACGCUGGCACCAGGGAGGACAUCACCCACGGGUGCUCAGAAACAGACCACCCCCAGUGCACCUGCCAGAGCUGCGUCUACUCCACACCCACGGCGCCCCCGGAACACCAACCCCGCCCCCGAGCUUCUCGGAACUUGUGGACGGAAGAAGAAGAGUAAGUGCCAGGUUCGGGGUCCUGCCCAGCACCUCAGCCACCGAGAGACCACAACCCACAACCCCAGUGCCACUCGGGAACACAGAAGAGGCCCCCCAGCAGACCCACGUGGUCCUCCAGCUCCCCAAAGACAGCAACAAGGAUGCUGAAAGCGCCCCUGAGAGCUGCUCAGAAGGUGCCUGUCAGAAUGGAGGCACCUGUGUGCCAGGUGCGGAUGCCCACCACUGUGACUGCGGGCCAGGCUUUAAAGGCAGGCGCUGUGAGCUCGCCUGUAAAAAGGUGCCCCGCCCCUGCACUCGACUGUUCUCGGAGACAAAGUCCUUUCCAGUCUGGGAGGGAGCCGUCUGCCACCACGUGUACAAAAGAGUCUACAAAGUUCACCAAGAUGUCUGCUUCAAAGAGCACUGUGAGAGUACCAGCCUCAAGAAGCCCCAUACAGUUGUUUCAGGAAACAAAGUGACCGUCAAACACUGAAGAAACAAAAGGUACCAUUCCCCUGUGCCCUGAGAGCUGCUGGGAAGAGGGAGAGGAGCCCGCCUACCCUGGGCCUCUGGGAGCGCUGCCACUCCCUAGGCCCUGCUAAGCCUCAGGCCAGGUGGCUUCAGGAUGCCCUGACUCAGGCCUCCCAGCAGACCCAAACUCAUCUCCAGGAGGAAGAGAGGCUCUGGGGUGAGGGCAUAUCCUGCCUUCUCUCAAGGGAACAUGGAGCAGCUGCCACAGGGGCUCACAGAAAGCUGGAAGACCACCCGGCACCUGGAGGGAGGAGACUGCAUGGAGGGAGGGCCUGAGGUGCUGAGGAAUUCUGGGGAAACCCCAGAAUGGUAUUAUACUGGAAGCUAAAAUGGAGGCCUUAGUCARGAAACAUUUGGCAAGUCCUGAAGACGGUCUCCGACCAGGAUGGUCACAUGAGACACUGGAAUUCUAAGCAUCGUGAACUCUGGGAUGGAAGAAAUUUYACCUUUGUUCAAUCCAGUAUUUCCCAAACUCUUUUGGCAAACAAACCCCACCCAAGCCGUGUCUCCCUCCAYGCCACUCUGCUGGUUCUUACGGAGCACUGGCACUCUUCGCAACACUGUGAGACACCGGGCCACACGAGACCCCAUGAAGCUCUCGGCCCCACCUCUCCAGGAGCCCACAGAGCCUGCCUUCCUAGCACUGGGGACAGGGAGGCUCUGUGGUCAUGGGCCCUUUCAGGUCCUGACUUCUGGGCUGAGAAAASAGAACUCUAAAAAGCCAAGGAGCAUUCCAGCUGGCUCACACACUGAGGGAAAGACAAGCUCCCCGGGCCCCCAGGAGACCUCAAAAGCAGCAGGGUCCCAUCUCAAAUGGGACUUCUCUCUGCGAAAGCAGCCGACAGUGCUGGGCUCCUUCCACUCUGGGCACCACCUCCCCUGCUGACUCUGCCUCUAAGGACACACGGACAGACAGUCGAGGGCUUGCAGGCAGUCCAACCCUGGUGAGGUCAAGAGCCCACAUACACCAUCUGGGUGGGAAAUAUCUGCAUGGCAGUAAGUCUCCUGAAAUAUUAUGCAUCUUUUUAAAAGCUCACCUAGCAAACCCAUUUCCAUAGAAACAAAUGAGAAACCCCCAGCUAAUGAUGGAUCACCAGCUGUGGAGCACACCUGUUCUUACUACACGCUGGGGCAAACACAAGCAGGAAACAGGAGCACACCACUCAGACGCCGCCAGGAACCACAUGGAGACUCCUUCAACACAGAGCAGCCUGGUCGGGGCCCAGUGGAGGUGGGUGGAGGGGCAGCCACCUGCUGGUGCCAGUCUAAGAACCCAGUGCCCGCUCAGGUUCCCAGGGUGGGCACAGGUCCUCCCCCACUCCAGGCCCUGCCUCCCUGCACUCAGGCCAGGCUUGGGCUCAAAGGGCAGCGGAGAGGGCAUGCUUGGUGCUCUUCUCAUGUCUGCAUCUGUUGGUCCUUCAGAGGACUUGGGAUGAGYUCACUGCACUCCACCCACCUUAGGAUUUUCCAAAACCUAGGAAGAUGAGCUCUAAUAACUGGAUUGAAAAGGAUACAGAAACAGGCCCUGGAUGGGUCAGUUCCCUUUGUGACCUCUGGCCAGGCCUGUACACACACCAGCCCCCAAGAGUCACUGAAGCACCUACGAUCUAGCGCAGGCUAUGGCAUCCCUGAGCAUGGUCUAUCCUCCACACAGCUGGCCUAGCGGGGCCGUUAACAUCACUUCCGCAGUGCUUAGAAACCAGCCCUCAGAUUCCAGUGUGAGAAAGGUCUCCCGAACCAGGAGGAGGACAGACUUCUACCACAGACGUGGGCAGUGGGAAAGUGGAGACARGGUGAAUCCUCCUACCUGCUGCACAUCAUUCAUGCUGCACAUGGUCCAUGCAUUUGGAGGUGGAAGUGUUCAAUACUACUAAAAUGGAGCUUGGACAGUUUCAGGCUGCACUGUGAUGGCAGACUCUUUGUGCAGGGCAGUGAACGCUUCUGGCUUGCCGAUCAGAGGCUCUGUGGCCACUGCUCAGCUCUGCCCCUGCAGCAUAGCCAUGGAUGUGCAGCUGAAUGUGCGUGGCUGUGCUUCCCUGAAGCUCCACUCAAAAGAACAGUCACAGGGUGGACCUCUGAUCUGUGAGGUCACCCAGGCUUUGGCCUCAUGUAGUGGAAGCCAUCCCCUGGGUGACAAGUCACCACCAAGGCUCCAAAGACCCACAGAAGACUUACACAGGAAAAAAAAAAAAACCCUCCUCA